Messenger RNA from Ilyonectria robusta, 1905 nucleotides. RefSeq lists its product as uncharacterized. Gene Ontology annotation, biological process: fatty acid metabolic process. The transcript has 2 exons. The record is from RefSeq and is a predicted model, not a curated record. Gene Ontology annotation, molecular function: medium-chain fatty acid-CoA ligase activity. Lineage: Eukaryota; Fungi; Ascomycota; Sordariomycetes; Hypocreales; Nectriaceae. The coding region runs from base 1 to 1905 and encodes 634 amino acids.
AUGCGAGGACUGGCCAGACGCAGUCUUGCGAGCGGGGCGGCGAGCGGGAGGAGGACGUUGCAGCAGCGACGGGCAAUCGCCACCGCAGGGUUGAGCCUUCGAUGGGGUCCUGAAGAGCCCGCCCUGUACACCGGCACCAUCCCUCAGCACUUCUCCUCCAUCGUCUCCUCCCACGGCGACCGCCCAGCCGUCAUUGCCCGCUCCCCAUCAUCGCCGCCACUCUCCAUCUCCUCCGCCGAAACAUCGCUCUCGUACUAUGCCCUCGACCUGCUCUCCAACCGGCUCGCCGCGUCGCUCGCUUCUCUCGGCGUCCGCAAGGGCGACAGGGUCGCCGUCUCGCUCGGCAACACACCCGACUUCGCCGCCCUCACCUACGCCAUCUUCAAGCUCGGCGCCGUCCUCGUGCCCCUGAACCCGGGCUUCAACGACCGCCAGGUCGCUGCUGCGCUGCAGCACCUCGCCGUCGAGGUUCUGAUCAUCGGGGCUGUUACGGAUCUGGCGUACCGGCCUGGCAAGGGGAGAUGCAACCAGCCUCUGCUCGAGAGCAUAGUUGGCGAUCUCGACGCUUCAUCCAUCCAAAGCGAGACUGUCCCCUCACUAAAGAAGGUCAUCGUCGUGGAUAACCGUGCCAGCCACCCUGAUAUCAACUUCAACCUCGAGGGUUGCCGCGCCCUGACGCCCUCCACCAUCCUCCUCGAGGGCUCUGACCGUCCUGUCACGCCGGAUGAGCCCCUGGACCCAAACGAAACCGUCAAUAUCCAGUUCACCUCCGGGACUACGUCAACACCCAAAGCCGCCAUGCUCUCCCACCGCUCCAUCCUCAACAACGGCGCCCUGAUCGCAAACCGCAUGGGUCUCGUGCCGCAAGACCGCAUCGUCGUGCCGCCGCCCCUGUUCCACUGCUUCGGCAGCGUCCUGGGCUACAUGGCAACGGCCACCACGGGUGCGGCCAUCCUCUUCCCUAGCCCGGCCUUCGACCCCGUCGCCACGCUGCGCAUGUGCGUCGACCACGAUGCCACGGGCCUCUACGGCGUGAGCACCAUGUUAGUUGCAGUCCUCGAGGCGCUCGACUCAGGCGAGGUGGUGGACUCGGCGCCCAAGAACCUCACCAAGGGCAUCGUCGCCGGCAGCAGCGUCCCCGAGUCGCUCAUGCGCACCCUCUACGCCCGGCUCGGCCUCGGCGACGUCGUCAUCUGCUACGGCAUGACCGAGACCAGCCCCGUCAGCUGCAUGACGUCGCCUUCGGAUCCGCUGGCCAAGCGCACCGCCAGCGUCGGCGUCCCGAUGCCGCAUACCGGCGUCAAGGUCGUCGACCCGCACGACCGGAGCCGCGUCCUUCCCCUCGGCGAGCGGGGCGAGCUCGCAGCCGCGGGAUACCUCGUCAUGAAGGGCUACUACGGGGACGAGGCGCGCACGGCCGAGGUGCGGCUGGCGGACCCCGAAGACGGCACGGUGUGGAUGUACUCGGGCGACGAGGCCGAGAUGGACAAGGACGGCUACGUGCAAAUCACCGGCCGCAUCAAAGACCUGAUUAUCCGCGGCGGCGAGAACAUCCACCCCCUCGAGGUGGAGGACUGUCUGAUGACGCACGUGGGCGUGCGCGAAGCCAGUGUCGUCGGCGUCCCAGACGAGCGGCUGGGCGAGGCCGUCGCCGCCUUCGUGAUCCCAGCGCGGGGGUGGAAGCCGAGCGACGACGAGGCGGCGACGGUCGAAGAAAGCGAGCAGCAGCACACGCUCACUCCCGAGACGGUGCGGUCGUGGGUGGCGACGCGGUUGUCGAAGCACCUGGUGCCCAAGUACGUCUUCUGGGCCGACGAAUAUCCCAAGACGGCGAGCGGCAAGAUCCAGAAGUUCAAGCUGCGAGACACAGCGCGGGAGACGCUCGGGUUGGAAGAGACAAAGUGA